Molecule: messenger RNA, 1423 nt
Organism: Dendrobium catenatum
Lineage: Eukaryota; Viridiplantae; Streptophyta; Magnoliopsida; Asparagales; Orchidaceae
Exons: 5
Coding region: 1-1062 (353 amino acids)
Source: RefSeq, a predicted model, not a curated record
AUGUUAUUUUACAGGUACAAUCUAACAAUAAUCAUUACUAUUCUCAAGGAGAUUUCCGAGAUUACAGAUGUGAAAAUUGACUGGAAGACACUUGUAAAGAGGUCUUCAACAGGGAUAUCCAAUGCACGGGAGUAUCAAAUGCUUUGGCGUCAUUUGGCAUACCGUGAGCCUCUUUUUGAAAAUUUAGUCGAGACUGAGCCUGAGGAGGAUGACAGUGAUCUGGAAUUCGAACUCGAAGCUGUUCCUUCUGCUAGUGCGGAGGCUUCAUUACAGGCCAACAAAUGUAUUGAGGUUAUAAUGCCUUCUAGUAUGAUUCCUGAUGCUCCUAUGAGUGAUUUUCAUUUCCGCAAAGAAUCACAUUCUAAGAAAGCGGUUCAUCCUAGUACUGUGAAGAACACUAUUCUUUUGAAUUCUGUUGCUAAGAAGCAAACAUUGAUGCCAGCUUAUACUGGGACUUUGCAAGGGAAUGAAAUUGCUUACCCGGCAUUUUCGAACAAAAGAAAGAGAAAUUCAUGGACCACACAAGAGGAAAAUGAUCUAAUAGCUGCUGUUAAAAAACAUGGUGAAGGAAACUGGCUGAAUAUUUUAAAGGAUGAUUUUAAGCAAGAUAGGACGACUUCUCAGUUAUCUAAGAGGUGGAAUAUCAUUAAAAAACGAUUGACUUCAUCAAAUUUAGCUAGUAAUGACAAGAUAAACGAUUGGGUGCUGCACAAUGAACAGCUUGCUACCAGAAAGGCAAUAUCAAUGGCUCUUAAUAUACCUACGAUUGGAAGCUUAUCAAAAUUGCUUUCAGACGCGAGACCUGAUUAUUCUCUUGAAGCAUCAAAGAAGUUGCAACAACCUGCAUCACCCCAAAAAACAAUGAAGAAAUCUGCAAUUGCUUCUUCGUUGGUGACGCCAGAUCCUCUUAUACAAGCUGCUGCAGUUGCUGCUGGAGGACGCAUUAUAGAUCCUUCUGCUGCUGCAUCUUUUCUUAAAGCUACAAAUUCGAAGAAUAUUCAUCGCAUAAAAAAUGGGGACAUUUCUGUCUCAAAAUUCAAGCGAUCUUCUGGUGCAAGAUAACAAAGUCUUCUAUUGCUCCUUCACCUAGAACUAUCGUAAACCUUUCUUCAAUAUCUGAGAUGAAAUCUGGACCAUCUGAUGCUCUUCAAAAUACUAAUGUUGAUGCUUUGGUCUAGGAAGAGGCAAAACCAAGAAAGAGAAAGUUGGUUUCAAAGAUGAAAUUGUCGCAAGUUUGAUGGGACUUUUUAGUUGGGAGUUGCCUUAUAUUUAGAAUGUGAAGCUGUGUAACUGUUAAGUUUGAAGAAGUUUUUGUCCACUGAGUUUUUAUUUUUAAUUUUAUGUGUGGACCUGAGUCUGUAUGUAGAUUUUUACAAUCCUACUCAUAGCAUGAUAAUCCAUUUGAGAGCAUUUUUAGUUAUAA